This is a messenger RNA of Thelazia callipaeda (thelaziosis nematode), 321 nucleotides long. Lineage: Eukaryota; Metazoa; Nematoda; Chromadorea; Rhabditida; Thelaziidae. The record is from the annotation of a GenBank genome assembly.
AUGGAUACUUUUGACUUAAAUAUACUUCUAAAUUACUUAAUGCAGAAGAAUGCUGCUGUACUGGAAUCUGACGUUUCAAGAGAGAGAAAUUUUCAACAAAGCAAAUCAACGCAUCACAGACAUAUAUCUGAACAUCAAGACAGCACUUUAGCUCCUGAAAAGAAUGAAAGCAGUAGAGGAUUACAAGAAGCUCAAACAUCGACUGGAGUUGACUUAGGGGAAGGAUCAAAUUUUCAACGCAGUUCCUUAGCUCCAGCAAAUUCAACUUAUUUAACUCCGACUAUGACACGAGGACGUUCACUUCAUCUCGAUCCAAGCUAA